Diorhabda carinulata is the source of this 3203-nucleotide messenger RNA. It is a transcript of the gene Dis3, whose product is annotated as exosome complex exonuclease RRP44. Lineage: Eukaryota; Metazoa; Arthropoda; Insecta; Coleoptera; Chrysomelidae. Gene Ontology annotation, biological process: rRNA catabolic process. Gene Ontology annotation, cellular component: cytoplasmic exosome (RNase complex); nuclear exosome (RNase complex). The record is from RefSeq and is a predicted model, not a curated record. Gene Ontology annotation, molecular function: 3'-5'-RNA exonuclease activity; RNA binding; endonuclease activity. The transcript has 14 exons. Bases 269 to 3136 code for a protein of 955 amino acids.
GACUAUGACGUUUGUUCGAAAACGUUAUAAACAUAGACAAACAAAAACAUCGUUUUUACAUAGUCAUAGUAAUAUUAUUAUUAUGUCUAAGGUUUUAUACUUUUCCUUUUCUCUGUUUCUGAUAUGAGCAUCUGCUCAGUCCUCAGUCUACACUCUAGAUUUAUCAAUAAAAAAUAAGAUAAAUAACGUUUCUUUGCUUUGCAAUUUCAUAACCUAUAAAAUACCAUACAUGUAGUUUGAAAACUAAUACGAUUUCCAUAAGUUAAAAAUGUUUACGACUAAAGCAUUUAUUAAAAAAACCAGAAUUGGUCAUUUUUUAAAGAACGUUAGAGAACAUUAUAUUAGAGAUGAUAUCUUCUGUGGAUUACUAACAUGUGAAAAAUGCAGUUCAUCGGAAUCAAAUUUAAGCACAACUCAUAUAAAUAAGUGUGCGUUAUUUGACUUUAAUCAUUAUUUAAUACUCGAUACAAAUAUAAUUCUGGACCAGAUGGAUAUUUUGGAAGAACCUAUACUUGGAAAUGUUAUUAUUUUACACACUGUUUUGAAAGAAGUUAAACAUCGUAGUUUGCCAACUUAUAAAAGACUUAACAGUAUUAUAGAAAAUCCCAGCAGGCAUUUUUAUAUUUUCACCAAUGAUCAUCAUAAAGAUACUUAUAUAAAACAAGAAGAUGGUGAGCUAAUAAAUGAUUAUAAUGAUAGAUGCAUCAGAAAAUCUUGCUCUUGGUACAUUAACCAUUUACCCAAUGAGAAGUUUGUAUUUCUUAGUGAUGAUGUUAAUAACCGAAAUAUUGCUAUUAAAGAAAAUAUACUUGCCUGUUCUAUUAGUGAUUACAUUAGCAAUAUAGAAGAAGGUUCUGUUUUGCAAGAUAAACUUUUCCGAAAGGACUGUUUUAUAGAAAGUUAUACUAAAGACAUAUUCCCACCUCAUUUAUCAAGUGUUGAUUUGUUAAUGGGUGUCAAAGAAGGGAAAUAUUAUCAAGGGACAUUUCGAGCUUCCAAAGAUAAUUUUUUGGAAGGAUUUGUUAGUGUAGACGCUUUUGAGGAUCCUGUUAUUCUUCAAGGAAGAAACGGUCUUAACAGGGCAGUGGAUGGAGAUGUGGUUGUUGUAGAAAUAUUCCCUAAAGAAGAAUGGAUAUCACCUAGCGAAAUUGUACUAGAAGAUGAAGGUGCAGCAGAAGAAAGUAUAGAUGAAGUAGAACGGAAAGAAAAAGAAUUGAAAAGAGCUACUAAGAAAACAAAAGAUAACAAACCAACAGGAAAAGUUGUAGGUAUUAUCAGAAGAAAAUGGCGGCAGUAUUGUGGAAUCUUACAAGGUGGAAUGGAUGGAGUUUAUCAAUUGUUCAUACCGUCAGACAAAAGCAUUCCAAAAAUUAGAAUAGAAACCAGACAAGUUGAAUUCUUAAAAACGCAGAAGUUGAUUGUGACCAUAGAUUCUUGGCCGAGGCAUUCCAGAUAUCCACAUGGUCAUUUCGUUAGAGCUUUGGGAAAAAUAGGUGAACAAAAUACAGAAAAUGAAGUUGUUCUAUUAGAACAUGAUGUACCACAUAGUCAAUUUUCUGAGGAAGUCUUAAGUUGUUUGCCAAAGUUACCUUGGAUUAUAACAGAAGAGGAUGAAAAACGAAGAGUUGAUCUUCGUCAUAUAGACAUUUGUUCAGUAGAUCCGCCAGGUUGUACUGAUAUAGACGAUGCACUGCAUUGUCGUCAAUUAACAGAAAACACAUUUGAAGUAGGAGUCCAUAUUGCUGACGUAUCUCAUUUUAUUAGGCCGGGCACUGCUAUUGAUUUAGAAGCUGCAUUACGAGCUACAACUGUAUAUCUUGUAAAUAAAAGAAUUGACAUGGUGCCUGAGCUUCUCAGUUCUAACUUAUGUUCUUUACGAGGUGGAGAGGAACGUUUUGCAUUUUCUUGUAUUUGGGAAAUGGAUAAAAAUGCGAAAAUUUUAAAUACACGUUUUCACAAAAGUAUAAUUCUAUCAAAAGCAGCAUUAACUUAUGAAGAAGCACAAAUGAUUAUUGAUGAUAAAAGUAAAGAAGAUUCAAUUGCAAUGUCCUUAAGAGGUUUAAAUAUGCUUGCAAAGAUUUUAAAGAAAAGAAGAUUAGAAAACGGAGCAUUAGUAUUAGCUUCCCCAGAAGUAAAAAUCCAAAUGGAUUCAGAAACAAUGGAACCUUUAGAUGUUGAGGUUAAGAAGCUUUUUGAAACAAAUUCCAUGGUCGAAGAAUUCAUGUUGUUAGCAAAUAUAAGUGUUGCUGAAAAAAUAUUACAAGACUUCCCUGAAUGUGCAAUGCUUAGGAGGCAUCCUAUUCCACCUAGCACAAACUUUGAUCCAUUAAUAAAAGCCUGCAGACAUUUAGGAUUUGACAUGAAUAUCGAUACUGGCAAACAAUUAGCUGAAUCAUUGGAUAAAGCUGUCAAACCGGAAAAUCUAUAUCUAAACACAAUGUUAAGAAUUUUGGCGACCCGUUGCAUGUUACAAGCUGUCUAUUUUGCAAGUGGAACUGUACAAAAAGAUGAAUAUUAUCAUUAUGGUCUAGCAGUGCCACUAUAUACACAUUUCACUUCUCCUAUUAGAAGAUAUGCCGAUAUCAUUGUUCACAGGUUACUAGCAGUAACAUGUGGAUCAGAUUCUACAUAUCCAGAUUUAUUGGAUAAACAAAAAACGAGUCACUUAUGUCAAAAUUUAAAUUAUCGAAACAGAAUGGCUCAAUAUGCUGGAAGGGCUUCAGUAGCUUUCAAUACACAUUUAUUCUUCAAAGGAAAACUUCAGGAUGAAGAAGGUUACAUACUUUAUGUACGAAAAAAUGCAUUACAAAUUCUCAUUCCGAAGUAUGGUUUAGAGUGUACCCUAUUUUUAGCUCGAAAAGGAGAAACCUCAAACAUAUUUGAGUAUAAUGAGGAGGACCAAAGUCAAAAAGCGGGCAAUAUCACACUCCACGCUUUUGAUCCAGUAAAAGUUAGAUUAAGCUUAGAUUCUAACAAUAUUCAACACGAAAAGUUUGUUCUGCAAUUGGUUUCUCCGUAUAUAGAAGGUUUCAGUGUUCCACCGCUCGAGGAAAUUUUGGAUAUUAACGAUGAUACUGUAAAGAGAAAAUCUUCAAAUGAAGUACCAAAAAAGAAAACCAAAAAGAAGCGUUCUUAACAUUUAGUUUGUUUUAUUUAUGUUUUGUUGUCCUUCUCAGAAAAAUAUAUUGAUGUAAGAUUUUUAA